Messenger RNA from Vicia villosa (hairy vetch), 1413 nucleotides. RefSeq lists its product as uncharacterized. The coding region runs from base 1 to 1413 and encodes 470 amino acids. The record is from RefSeq and is a predicted model, not a curated record. The transcript has 2 exons. Gene Ontology annotation, molecular function: aspartic-type endopeptidase activity. NCBI's taxonomy places the organism in Eukaryota, Viridiplantae, Streptophyta, Magnoliopsida, Fabales, Fabaceae. Gene Ontology annotation, biological process: proteolysis.
AUGUUCAUAGAUGUUGCCGCUGGCGGAGCAUUGAUGAACAAACCUUACCCUGAUGCUUGUGCCCUGAUAGAGGACAUGGCCCAAAACCACGCCCAGUGGGGAAUAGAACGAGCGGCAGUAGAGAAAAAGGAAAGCCGUGGAGGAAAGCAUGAGAUAAGUUGCAUGGACAUGAUGAAUGCCAAGAUGGACGCCCUGGCCUUGAGAGUUGAGAACAUGUCUCAAAACCCUACCACAAUGGCAGGAAUUCAAUCGGAGUGCGAACUCUGUGGAACUCAAGGACAUCAAACCAUUGACUGGCCUAGAAAUCCUAACCUAAGCACACCAGAAAAACCUAAGGAAGAUGCUGCACCCAAGGACCAAGUAGAGGAACCAGAGAAACCCGAAAAGCAAUCAAAACCAGAAGUAGGGAAUCACACACAACAACCUUACAAACCACCUAUUCCGUUCCCACAAAGGUUGAAAAACACCAAAAUAGAAAACCAAUUCCAAAAGUUUAUUAAGGUAAUAGAGAAACUCCACGUAGAGAUCCCUUUUACCGAAGCAAUAACCCAUAUACCAUCAUAUGCCAAGUUCUUGAAAGAUAUUUUGUCCAACAAACAGCGACUCGACGAUCCCAAACCUUUGGAAUGUCAUUCCAUAUCCAAAAAUAAACUUGCCAAGAAAGACAAAGAUCCCAGAAGUUUUUCUAUCCCUUGCAUCCUAGGAAAUCAUAUGAUAGACAAAGCAUUUUUAGACCUAGGAGCGAGCGUAAGUCUGAUGCCUUUGGUUGUCUGUAAGAGGUUAAAAUUAGGAGAACUUCAGCCUACUAAGAUGUCAUUACAACUAGCUGAUAGAUCUGUCAAAUACCCCAUGGGCAUUUUAGAAGACAUACCUGUCAAGAUUGGUCAGUUAUACAUUCCGAUCGAUUUCGUAGUAAUGGAUAUCAAAGAAGACGAUGACAUCCUAAUCCUCUUAGGAAGACCAUUCCUAUCGACCGCCUGGGCUAUAAUAGAUGUUAAGAAAGGGAAGCUGACUUUUGAGGUAGGAGAUGAAAAGAUCGAGUUCAUUCUAUCGAAGUUUCUAAUGGCACCAGUAAUAGGAGAUGCGUGUUAUGCCAUUGAUGUCAUUGAUGAAUGUGUAAAUGAACUCGAACAUAACGAAUCCUUAAUCAGAUUACCUUCAACCCCCAUUUUAGAGGAUGACAGAUUUAAGAGUAUCGAACCUUACAUUGACGACAACCUUUUUGAAUGUUUAGCUCUUACCCCUGACCCUAUGCCGUGCACCAAGAAACCUGCCAUAGAACUUAAGGAACUACCCAAGAAUCUAAGAUAUGAUUUUUUGGAUGAGGAGAUGAAUCGACCUGUCAUAAUAAGCGCCACUCUAAACCAAAUCGAAACAAACCAACUCUUAGAUACCUUGCGAAAAUAUCCCUAA